AUGGCGUCUCACGCCGACAGUGCGCACGACCUGCUGGACCUCGACAUCUCAACAUUACGCCAAUUCGUCGAGCUAUUCCCAAAUGAGGGUCUUUCGAAAGUCAUCACGGGAUGGUUGAGUAGCGGCAUUUCAAAAUAUCCAUUGACUGAUGAGGGUGACUCGAGACAAGGGCCCGACCUAAGUGAGGGCGGGGUGGCGCUCACGCAAGAUGUGCCAGUGUCGCAAGAGGAUUGUUUGGUACUAAUGACUGAGGGCAUCGGCGAGGCUGGCAAGUCCCCACUCGCGCAUUGCUUGCUUGGCGACUACUACCUUUUUCUGGAAGAGUACGAGAGCGCAGUAGAGAUCACACGGAAAGGUCUAAAAUACGCCGCACAAGAAGCAAAGAAGACCGACCUGUCAUUUCAAAGAACUCGCGAUGCUCUUAGCAGCACCCUUGGUACAGCCUUGGUCUAUUACCAAGCCCCUAGAAAUCACGCAGAAGCCAAAGCUAUCUUCGAGUCAAUUCUGAAACGCAAGCCACAGUUCACUGCCGCUCUCAUCGGUAUCGGAUUAGUGUUGGAGGAAGAGCAGGAAUAUGGGCAGGCUUUUGAGUUUCUUGAGAAAGCUCUACAACAAGAUCCUUCGAAUGGCCGCAUCGGUGCUGAAUCAGCAUGGUGUCAGGCACUUGCAGGCGACUACAAGACUGGUCUAGAGAGACUUCAAGGGUAUCUCGAAUACCCCGAACUAGAUGCAUCCAAGCAGCGUGGCCGCGAGCUUCGUGCGCAGACACUCUAUAGAAUAGGCGUCUGUCUAUGGGAGCUUGAUCCUUCCAAAGCUGCGCGAAAAGACCGACAAAGGACGUAUGCAAAAUUGCUAGCAGCGAUCAAAGCAAACCCCAACUAUGCGCCUGCAUACACGCUUCUCGGUAUCUUCUAUGAAGACUAUAAUAAAGAUCGCAAGCGAGCAAGGCAGUGUUUCCAAAAGGCCUUCGAGCUCUCGCCCUCAGAGGUUGUUGCAGCUGAGCGGCUAGCUCGCCUCUUCGCCAACCAAGGCGAGUGGGAUAUCGUGGAGGUCGUCUCACAACGAGUGGUCGAUUCGGGCAAGGCUCGUCAAACGCCUGGCUCAAAGCGGAAGGGCGUGAGCUGGCCAUUUUCGGCCCUUGGUGUUGUACAAAUGAACAAGCAAGAGUACCAGAAGAGUAUCGUCUCUUUUCUAUCAGCUCUUCGUAUCAGUCCCGAUGACUAUUACUCGUACGUCGGCCUAGGCGAGAGUUACCACAACUCUGGACGGUACAAUUCAGCAUCCCGUGCUUUCAACUACGCUGAGAAUCCCACGGACGGCGUCGUUCUAAAAAGAACAGACGAGGAGAGAUGGUUCACAAAGUACAUGCUGGCUAAUGUCAAUCGCGAGUUGAGCGAGUAUGACGAUGCCAUAUCGGGGUAUGAAGCCGUACUGGCGGAUCGUCCCAAAGAAUUUGGCGUUUCGAUAGCACUUCUACAGACGCUCGUGGAGAAAGCUUGGCAUUGUAUCGAAACCGGCUUCUUUGGAGAGGCUAUCGACAGUGCUACCCGCGGCAUCGAAGUAGCGGCCACAAUUACCGAGUACAAGCCAGACGCCUUCAAUCUGUGGAAAGCUGUCGGAGACGCGUGCAGUCUGUUUAGUUGGGUCCAAGAGAGACUGAAGCAGUUCCCCUUCGAGCUGAUGGAAAAUGUGCUGCGUAGUCCGUCAGACAUGCGCAUCGACCUCGAUGAGCACAAAGACGUUGAUGGACUGGGACAAAAUGAUUUGGAGAAGCUUUCUAAAGAUGACGAUACCCCACUGGCUAAGACUCUCAAGGCAUCCAUCCUUGCCCAGAAGCGAGCCAUAUCUAGUUGCGCCCACCAAAUACAUGCCCAAGCCGUUGCGUGGUAUAAUCUUGGCUGGACUGAGUACAGAGCACAUGUUUGUUUGGAGCAAGAGGGUAUUGAGGAAUCCAAGCUCACUACUUACCUUCGAGCAGCCAUGAAGUGCUUCAAGCGCGCCAUCGAAUUAGAAGCUGGGAAUUCGGAAUUCUGGAAUUCACUUGGUGUCAUCACGACGACACUGAGUCCGAAGGUCGCCCAGCAUGCUUUCGUUCGAUCAUUACAUCUCAACGAGAGAAGCGUACACACAUGGACAAAUCUUGGGGUCUUGUAUCUCCUACAGAACGACCAUGAGCUUGCACAUACUGCCUUCUCCCGGGCACAGUCUCAAGAUCCCGAUUACUCGUUAGCUUGGGUCGGCGAAGGCAUCAUUGCGUUGCUUACAGGAAAUUCCAACGAAGCUCUAUCUCAUUUUACACAUGCCUUUGAGCUCUCGGAAUCAUCUCUGCUUCUUACGAAGCGACAGUAUGCAGCGUCAGCAUUUGACUUCCUUGUAUCAUCACCUUCAUCUUCGAGCAACAUUACGAAUCUCAUCCAGCCUCUCUUCGCGCUUCAGCAGCUGAGCCUGCAAGCUCCUUACGAUAUUCCACACAAGCAUCUCGCGGCUCUAUUUCUGGAGCGUGUUGGUGAUUAUGACGCAGCUGUCAUUGCUCUACAGGCUGUGAAUGAGAAUGUUGAGCAAGAAUACGAAAAGUCUGAGUCGCUGGCAUCUCUUGCUCGUGUUGCAUCUGCGAAAGCAGACUUAGCUCGUAACCUUCUUGCCGUCAAAUUGUAUCAGGCUGCUGUAGAGGAAGCCGAGACCGCGCUAGACCUGUUGUCAGAGCUCGAUCACGAUGAAAAGCAAUCCACCAUGUCCGGCGACCAACUUGCAAGGACCAAACUAUCAGCACACCUAACUGCCGGAUUAGCGCAUUAUUUCAGCGGAUCGUUCGAUGCAGCCAUACCGUAUUUCCGAAAAUCGCUCGAGACUACUAGCUCCAAUCCCGACAUCAUCUGUAUCCUUGCAGAGGUACUGUGGGCAAAGGGCGGAGACAACGAGAAGCAAGUUGCCCGCGACCAGUUGUUUACAGCGAUCGAGAAACACGAAGGCCAUGUUGGGCUCCUAACCUUAAUUGGUGCGAUGACGGUACUUGACGAUGAUUUGGAGACCAUGGAAGCUAUCAAAGACGACUUGGAUCGAAUGCGCGCAAACAAGCAGCUCACCGAUGAGCAGCUAGCUCGGGUAGAGAAGGUGAUUGAAGCCAUCUCACUGAGCCUAGGCGGCGAAGAGCAAGAGUUGCAUGAGGCGCAACGCAGUAUAAUGUUGUCGCCCUGGAAGCACACAGGCUGGGUAGAGCUUGCGGAUGCUACGGAUGGUAAUCUAUUUUGCAGUACGAUCGCACGAGAAAAUGCGAUGCGCAACGCACCUCCAAAUGGUACCCUUGAUGCCGGCAGUCUGGCGGGUGCAAUGAGCAAUACAGGCAACGUCGGGGAUGCGCAGAGGGCGAUAUUACUGGCACCUUGGUGCAUACACGGUUGGGCCGGUCUAUACGAGUGCAUCAAAACAUAG
Pyrenophora tritici-repentis Pt-1C-BFP is the source of this 3429-nucleotide messenger RNA. RefSeq names its product TPR-11 multi-domain protein. Gene Ontology annotation, cellular component: Ski complex. NCBI's taxonomy places the organism in Eukaryota, Fungi, Ascomycota, Dothideomycetes, Pleosporales, Pleosporaceae. Gene Ontology annotation, molecular function: protein binding. The record is from RefSeq and is a predicted model, not a curated record.